AUGUCGACACAAAAUAAUGCGGCAAACCCAUCCAAUGCCCCCGAUCCUAAUUCCAAAAGCGCCGCCAAGAAGGAGGCGAAACGGUUAGAGGCUCUUGCCAAAAAGGCAACCAAGCUCCCCAAGCAAGCCGCCGAGGCUGUGACAAGUGGAGAGAAGAAAAAGUCGGAAAAAGCGGUAGAGAAAGCCUCAAAGAAAGAGGAGGAGGAGCCGUUUGUCAACACAACUCCCAGGGGGGAGAAAAAAGAUUUAAGCAAGCCUAUGGCCAGCGGCUACAAUCCGAUCGCUGUCGAAUCGGCAUGGUACGAUUGGUGGGAGAAGGAAGGUUUCUUCGCUCCCUCCCUUACGACAGACGGGGAUGUCAGGCCUGAAGGAUCUUUUGUUGUCGCGUUUCCGCCGCCUAACGUUACUGGGAGUCUGCACAUUGGGCAUGGCCUGACCGUGGCUAUUCAGGACGCGCUCAUACGAUGGAAUCGCAUGCACGGAAAGACAACUCUCUGGUCUGUUGUGGAGAAGCGACUCUACAAGUCGACUGGGAAGACAAGGCAUGAUUUAGGAAGAGAGAAAUUUCUAGAACAAGUUCUUGAGUGGAAAAAUGACUACCAAGAGAGAAUAACAAAGCAAAUGAAACGUCUAGGGGGGAGUUUCGAUUGGAGUAGAGUAGCGUUCACAAUGAACAAGACGCUGUCCGCUGCUGUGGUUGAAACGUUUUGUAGACUUUCAGAAGAGGGCAUCAUUUAUCGAGCCAAUCGACUGGUCAACUGGUGUGUUCAACUCAACACUACACUCUCAAAUUUAGAGGUAGAUCAGAAAAAAGUAGAGGGGCGUACAUUAUUAAAUGUUCCAGGAUAUGACAUUAAAGAAAAGUUCGAAUUUGGCGUCAUCACUUCUUUUGCGUACCAUAUCGAAAACACUGAUGAGAAGAUUAUUGUCGCAACCACCCGCCCGGAGACAAUGUUGGGUGAUACUGCCGUUGCUGUCCACCCGGAUGAUCCUCGCUACAAGCAUUUGCAUGGGAAAGUCGCCAUCCAUCCAUUUAUUCCCGAUCGCAGGAUUCCGAUUGUCACAGAUGCCAUCGCGGUAGACAUGGAAUUCGGAACCGGUGCUGUCAAGAUAACGCCCGCUCACGAUCCAAAUGAUUAUGAUGUUGGCAUUCGUCACAACCUGGAAUUUAUCAAUAUUCUCAACGACGAUGGGACACUGAAUGAGAACGCUGGCAGAUUCAAGGGACUGAAGCGUUUCCAUGCUCGUAAUGCAGUCGUAGAGGCUUUGAAAGCAAUCGGGGAUUACGUUGAAACUAAAGACAACCCGAUGAACAUCCCCGUGUGCAGUAAAUCUGGCGAUGUCGUUGAACCCGUUAUGAAGCCUCAGUGGUGGGUAAACUGCAAGCCGUUGGCCGAGGAAGCUAUCAAGCGAACGAAGGCCAGUGAAGUUCGAAUUGCACCAAAAGCAUCCGAAAAUGAAUGGUACCGGUGGCUUGAAGGCAUACAGGAUUGGUGUAUUUCGCGGCAGUUGUGGUGGGGGCACCGUGUCCCUGCCUAUUUCGUCAAUGUGGAAGGCGAGGUUCAAGAUCGUAUCGACGAUAAGAACUGGGUCGUAGGGCGUACUGUCGAGGAGGCUGCAGAACGUGCCAAACUUGUGGCUAGAGGCAAACCUUUCACCCUCGAGCAGGAUGAAGAUGUUCUCGAUACGUGGUUUUCGUCCGGUCUAUGGCCCUUCUCCACACAGGGAUGGCCGGCUCAGACAGAGGACCUUGCACGCUUCUAUCCUACGUCCCUGCUGGAGACAGGGUGGGACAUUUUGUUCUUUUGGGUUGCGCGCAUGGUCAUGCUUGGCAUCCGACUGACCAACAAGGUCCCUUUUGAAGAUGUUUACUGCCACGCUAUGAUUCGAGAUGCGCAUGGCAGAAAGAUGAGUAAAAGUCUGGGUAACGUCAUUGACCCCUUGGAUGUCAUCCAAGGCAUCUCGCUAGAAGAUCUUCACAAGAAGCUCAGCGAGGGUAAUCUGGACGAGAAGGAAAUAGCAAAGGCUAAGGCUGGACAGAAGAAAGAUUUUCCAAAGGGAAUUCCCCAGUGUGGUACGGACGCACUGAGAUUUGCUCUUUGUGCUUACACGUCGGGAGGUCGCGAUAUAAACCUUGAGAUCCUUCGUGUUGAGGGUUACCGCAAGUUCUGCAAUAAAUUGUGGAACGCUACGAAGUUCGCAAUGCUCAAGUUCGAAGAAGGCUGGGUGCCCGAGCUUUCACAUCAACCAACAGGCAAAGAAUCAUUGGCUGAGCGAUGGAUCCUUCACAAACUGAAUAUCGCGGUUUCUGACCUUAACAAGCAGUUGGCUGACAGGAGUUUCUUGGCAGCCACCGGGACUGUCUACAACUUCUGGUUGUACGAGCUUUGCGACGUAUUCAUAGAAGCCAUGAAGCCCAUGACAGAUGAGAAGGCAUCACUUGAAACACGACGUUCCGCACAAAACACGUUAUACACAUGUUUAGAUUUUGGUCUUCGACUUCUUCAUCCCUUCAUGCCAUUCGUCACGGAGGAGUUAUGGCAACGGUUGCCUCGAAGACCUGGGGAUAACACACCGUCGAUCAUGGUGUCAUCAUUCCCCGUUCAUAAUCCGGAUUUUGUCUAUCUUGAUGCUGAGAGGGACUUUGAUACUGUGUUUGCUGCAAUUAAGGCCGUGCGAUCCCUGGCGGCACAGUACAACUUGCAGACGAAUAUUCAGGCCAUCAUUCUUUCGACAUCACAGAAUGAGCAUGGAAUGUUGGCUUCUCAAGCUCCCACGAUUGGCGCGCUGAGCAAAGGUUGCAAAUCGGCAAACGUCGUGGCAGAUUCAACUGAAGUGCCAACAGGUUGUGGAUCCGUUGUGUUGAGUCCUACAGCAACCGUUUUUGUUUUGGUCAAAGGUCUUGUUGAUCUUGACGCAGAGAUCACGAAAUGCGAGAAGAAGCUAAAUCUGGCGAAUCUGAAUGCGGAAAAGAUCCGAAAACUAAAGGCGCAGCCUGGUUACGAGCAAAAUAUUCCUGCCGAUGUCCGGGCAUCUAAUGAUGAGAAAUUGUCCACUUAUGAGGCUGAGACAUCUAAUUUGCAAGAAUCAAUCGGAAUGUUUAAGCGUCUAAAAUAACGAUCCAUAAACCUGCUUUUGUAUAUAAUUUGUAACGCGGGUACAUAUUGCUGUGCUGAUCAGGUUUCGAAUCAUCUAAGGCGAAAGCAGAGGGCGGAGGCGAAGAGUGCAGAUUGAGGAAAUAACGCGGUACCAGCGAUGUGUAACCACAGUUGGCAGAAUAUCGUGGAAUGGUGGUAUCAUAGGGAGGAAGGCAUGUUCAAAUCAAAGUGAAGAGAACGAAAGCAUAGCAUACGUGUAGGACUAUUCCAACUGCUGGUGUAGGACAGGACAUGUUAAGAGGGGGGCUGCAGAGUGGGAUGAUUGUAGAGGCAACUUGAACGCAGCGGAUAGUGGGUAGGAGUUGGGAGGGCAGCUAGAUCAAGUCAAAAGGCCUGAACGAUAGAUUUGUCAUCAAUUGAUGCGAGGAUGAUUUCCGAUUUUAGGAU
This is a messenger RNA of Cantharellus anzutake, 3545 nucleotides long. Its product is annotated as tRNA synthetases class I-domain-containing protein. The transcript has 19 exons. NCBI's taxonomy places the organism in Eukaryota, Fungi, Basidiomycota, Agaricomycetes, Cantharellales, Hydnaceae. Gene Ontology annotation, biological process: valyl-tRNA aminoacylation. Gene Ontology annotation, molecular function: valine-tRNA ligase activity; ATP binding; aminoacyl-tRNA deacylase activity. Gene Ontology annotation, cellular component: cytoplasm; cytosol. The record is from RefSeq and is a predicted model, not a curated record. Bases 1 to 3117 code for a protein of 1038 amino acids.